Molecule: messenger RNA, 1624 nt
Organism: Ichthyophthirius multifiliis
Lineage: Eukaryota; Ciliophora; Oligohymenophorea; Hymenostomatida
Exons: 3
Biological process (GO): hydrogen peroxide catabolic process; response to hydrogen peroxide
Cellular component (GO): cytoplasm; mitochondrion; peroxisome
Molecular function (GO): catalase activity; heme binding
Source: RefSeq, a predicted model, not a curated record
AAAAACGAAACAAAAAAUUAAUUCAAAAAAAAUGACUGACCAAAAAAAUUCUUCAAUAUUAACCACAUCAAUAGGAACUCCCGUAGAUGAAAACUAAAAUUCAUUAUCCGCGGGAGAAUACGGUCCUCUCCUUUUAUAGGAUUUCCACUUAAUCGACAAAUUAGCUCAUUUUGAUCGUGAAAGAAUCCCAGAAAGAGUUGUUCACGCCAAAGGCGCUGGUGCGCACGGAUAUUUCGAAGUUACUCACGACAUCAAAAAAUAUUGCAAAGCUAAACUAUUCGAUACUAUUGGAAAAAGAACUCCUUUAUUCACAAGAUUUUCCACAGUAGGAGGAGAAAAAGGUUCCGCUGAUACAGAAAGAGAUCCGAGAGGAUUUGCUGUCAAAAUGUAUACAGAAGAAGGAAAUUGGGAUAUGGUAGGAAAUAAUACACCAGUAUUUUUCAUUAGAGAUCCUUCGAAAUUCCCAGACUUUAUUCAUACUUAAAAAAGAAAUCCUUAAACAAAUCUUAAAUGUGCUAAUAUGUUCUGGGAUUUUCUUUCUUAAGUUCCUGAAUCAUCUCAUUAAGUAACUAUUUUAUUUUCUGAUAGAGGUACUCCUGAUGGAUAUAGACAUAUGAACGGAUAUUCUUCUCAUACAUUCAAAAUGGUAAAUGAAGAUGGUGAAACAUUUUGGGUAAAAUUCCAUUUUAAAACUGAUUCUGGAAUUAAAAAUUUAACUGCUGAAUAAGCCAACAAAUUAAAAUCAGAUAACCCUGAUUACUCGACUUAAGAUUUAUUUUAACAUAUUGCUAAUGGAAAUCAAGCUAGUUGGAGUGUUUUUCUUUAAGUAAUGCCUGUGAAUGAUGGAUAUAAAUAUAGAUGGAAUAUUUUUGAUAUUACUAAGGUAUGGCCUCAUAGUGACUAUCCUUUAAUCCCAGUCGGAAAAAUGGUUUUGAAUAGAAACCCCGAAAACUAUUUCGCUGAAACUGAAUAAUCGGCUUUCUCACCAUCUCACUUAGUUCCAGGAAUAGAACCUUCUUUGGAUAAAAUGUUAUAGGGAAGACUUUUUUCUUAUCCAGAUACUCAUAGACAUAGAUUAGGUGGAAAUUAUGAUUAAAUUCCUAUAAAUUGCCCCUAUAGAGCUAAAGUAUCAAACGGUCAAAGAGAUGGAUUUAUGGUGGUGAAUGGAAACUAAGGAUCUAAACCUAAUUAUGAACCUUCUUCCUUCCACAAAUUCAUAACUAGACCAGAAACUAAAUUAAGUACUUAGAGAGUUACUGGUCUUGUGGGAAGAUUUAAACCAGCACACCCAAAUGACGACUUUUCUUAACCUGGAGCUUUGUAUAGAAAAAUUAUGAAUGAAUAACAAAGAAAUAAUACAGUUUAAAAUAUAUUGGGAAAUUUGAAAAAUGCAAAUAGAGAUAUUUAGGAAAGAUAAAUAAAAAUAUUCUAUAAAUGUGACGCAGAAUAUGGUUAGAAAAUAGCUUAAGAAUUAGGUUUCCCAGUUAAUAGAAAUAAUUUGUGAAGUUUUAGUCUAUAAAUUUAUAAUAUAUAUAUAAUUAUUAUAUAUAUAUAUAUUUUUUAGACUAUAUAUAAUAUGUUUUUAAUAAUAAAUACUAUAGAAAUAAUAAUUUAUAAUUUUUUU